Molecule: messenger RNA, 1844 nt
Organism: Dreissena polymorpha
Lineage: Eukaryota; Metazoa; Mollusca; Bivalvia; Myida; Dreissenidae
Exons: 11
Coding region: 99-1844 (581 amino acids)
Source: RefSeq, a predicted model, not a curated record
AAGUCCGUGGCUGUAGAGGUUGAGUUGAUUUAUAUGAAGAUAUCGAAGUCUAGGCAUUUGGUAAAAUUGUGCGCUACAAAGCAAAACGUGUGUAAGUAAUGGAUACUGAAUUCCAAAAUUGGAUAAAGGCAUGUUUGGCCAUUAAAUGUGUCAAAGAUGGGUUGGUUCCACUUGUGGAAAAAUACACUAACAUACAUUAUACAAGUAACAAAGAUGAGGUCGUUAAAGUAUGUGGGAUACCCACGUAUUUGUGUAAAAUGUGCGACGUUACUGAACUUGAACCCUACCACAAAACAUCCAAGAUACCAUGUGAAUUCAGAAAAUGCGGUUGCAAAAACGAUAAAAUGAAAAAAUGCCAGGAAAAUCGUGCAUGUGGUGUUGUAUAUGAUCAAAUUCAAUCUGCACACAUUAGAAAUGAUCCAAGUUGGUCAAACACAAAUUGUGACAAGUGGUCAAGUAGUGCAUGGGAACAGAUGAAAUGUUACAUCUUCACCCCUGGUUACAAACAGAAAACGGAUAUAUCGUGUGCUGAUGUGACAGCUCUUAUUCAGAUUUGUCUAAACUACAGACCUCUGAGAACCAUGUUCAACCUGAAUGUAGUAGAUCUUGAAGAGGUACUGAGGUGCAGAAAUGACAUAUACCAUUCAAGCACUUUGAAAGUGUCAAACGGCGACCUAAACUAUUUUAUGUCUACUAUGAAAACGUUUUUAAAGUUACAUGUGUUUCAAGACUUCAAAGAUGAAGUAGAACGCAACUUAGAGAUACUAGGCAAAUUGGAAAAUGACAAGUUUGAAGUAUCUAAAGAAAAUGAACUAGACGCAAGAAAGGAUGCAAUGGGUGGAAUUCAAGAAUCUAUAGCAGAAAUGCUUGAACACCAAAAACAAGCUGGCCAAAACAUCGAGGUUCUUAUAUCUGUAAAUAAAAGCCAUAUGCAGGAGGUUCAGAAUUGUAUGAGACAAAUUAAGGAGCAAUAUGACAUAAUAAGUACAGAACAGUGUUCACAAUAUCGAGAAAUAAGAAAACAAAUAUCCGAUCAAACACAAAAUCUAGAAGAAAUAAGAGAGAAUCAAGUUUUACUAGGUGCGUCGAUGUCUGAUCUGGGAACCAAUAUGAAAAAAGAGAUGAAGGAAUUGUUUGCAAAGAUAGAUCAAGUCUUGGCCGAAGUCAAAAAACAAAAUUCUGACAAGGAAAUCGCUUUGACACCAGAUGCCAUCUCCAUGAUACAUGUUUUGCCGAAACAUACGGAAAAAGAGAACAAUGUUUCAAAAGAGAUGUGCUCAGCUUUAAAUGGGAUAAUAAACAACAUAACCGUGGCGUCAGUAAUUGAUCCUCUGCAUCAACCUGUUUACGACGUUGUCGAAGUUCUUCAAAAAGAAAAAAACACAGUGAUAGCCGUGCAACAGAAAUGCGUGGAAAUUUACAUCGCAUCGCCAACUGUACAAAGUUGGAUGACAUUGAUCGAGGACUUUUUAAAUGGAACGAUUAAAAAAGCUUUCCAUCCGCUCCAAACGCACUUUAGGACACGUUAUGGGUGUGAAAAUCUUAUCUUAAUGAUAGAAUUAAACGAGGAACACUUCGCCAAAUGUGCUAAUUCUAUUAUUGACAAUUUACAUCAAAUAGUUGUCAAUCAGGAAAGAGAAGAGCAUGUUCUUCCAAAAGCAGACGAACUUAAAGAUGAGAUAGACGAGACAAUGGCGAGUCAAUUUCAAGCAUUAAAUUUAGGAAUGGUUAAAGAUUCCGUCACAAACAUACCGGCGGCGAACAAAGAAGCAACUGUUGUUUCCGACGGAUUAGUGAGUGAAUACCCUGUUACAUACUCCCUCUGUUGGAAAAAUGGAUCAUGA